Molecule: messenger RNA, 3566 nt
Organism: Culex quinquefasciatus (southern house mosquito)
Lineage: Eukaryota; Metazoa; Arthropoda; Insecta; Diptera; Culicidae
Gene: Scr
Product: homeotic protein Sex combs reduced
Exons: 3
Coding region: 574-1701 (375 amino acids)
Biological process (GO): anterior/posterior pattern specification; regulation of transcription by RNA polymerase II
Cellular component (GO): nucleus
Molecular function (GO): DNA-binding transcription factor activity, RNA polymerase II-specific; RNA polymerase II cis-regulatory region sequence-specific DNA binding
Source: RefSeq, a predicted model, not a curated record
ACUGGCCAAAGUAGCGACAGCAUGCAAGAUGUGCACACAAACGACAACGUGCGGUCGUCGAGAGUAGUGAUAUUUUUACUCCGCAUCAUGUUGGGUGAAAUAACAAAUUCCAUGAAGUAGUUAGUCAAACUCAACCGUUGGCGCUCAAAACACGUACUGUUUUUUACGGAUCGGGCAUGCGGCUUUCAGUGAUUUUGAUCCUUCCGGAAGAACUCAUCGUUUUGUUGUGAACCGAUUGUGUAGUGAUUUAUGGUACCAGUUGGAAUAAAGAAAAAAAAACAACAAACCAUUCAUACAAAACCGUACUUGUGCAACACACGCAAUGGAUAAAUUUUACCCAGUUCAAAAGUGAAACAAUUGUACUAAACAUUAAGUGAAGUGAAGGAAGUUGAUGUUUUAUGAAUCAUCGCUGAAACAAUGAAAUGAAAUAGUUUCACUGGCACAGAAUUAAUAAGAGAAAAAGAAGAAAAAACUAUAAUCGGAGUACAUAACAACUCUUUACCCACAAACAAACUGCUCAAAGUUCUGAGUUGAUGCAUUAAAGUGAAUGGUGUAUAGAAACUCGACUCAAAAAUGGAUGCCAAUAAUUUUGUGAUGUCUUCCUAUCAGUUUGUAAAUUCGCUCGCGUCGUGUUACCCGAAUAACGCCCAAAAUCCCAAUACUGCCCAAGCUAGCAGUGGUGGAGGCCAGGGUGAUGGUUACUUUCCGCCGUCUGCUUAUACUCCUAACCUGUACCCUGGCACGCCACAUCAGGCGCACUAUGCCAAUCCACAGUCCUACAACCCCUUGGCAGCCGGAUCCAGCAAUGUUAACAGCAGUGGAAGCAGCGGUGGUCACCAGUCAAACGAAAUGGUUGACUACACACAACUACAGCCUCAAAAGUUUCUACUUAACCAGCAGCAGCAGCAGCAACAACAACAGCAACAAGCCGGUCUCAGUUCUCAAAGUUGUAAAUAUGCUAGCGACGGUGCAAGUGCAGGUACAAAUGUAGGUAAUAAUAGUAGCAAUAACAACAGUACCACUAGCCCGCAAGAUCUAAGUACCGCUGGCAGCAAUACAGGAGGUGCUGGAGGAAGUGGCAGCCGGCCGGAUAUUUCUCCAAAGUUAUCGCCGAAUUCAGUGGUAGAGAAUGUGUCGCGAACAAUGAAAUCGGGCAGCGCAGCCGCAUCCGUUAGUUCUAGUAAUACAAACAACAAUAGCAGCAACAUUAGCAAUCGCAACCCAGUGAAUCAGGUGAACCUACCCCUGGGGAGUCCAGACGGAGAUGAGUCCGAUGCCAGCGAUGACGACAGCGGCACCGAAGGUGGAAGCUCUCAGGGAGGUGGCAGCGGUGGCAAAAAAGGAGGCCCACCACCCCAGAUAUAUCCAUGGAUGAAACGAGUGCAUAUCGGCCAAAGUACUGUAAACGCCAACGGAGAAACUAAGCGCCAGCGAACAUCGUACACGCGCUACCAAACGCUCGAGCUAGAGAAGGAGUUUCAUUUCAACCGAUACCUGACCCGCAGAAGGAGAAUUGAAAUCGCUCAUGCCCUAUGCCUGACGGAACGACAAAUCAAAAUUUGGUUCCAAAAUCGGCGGAUGAAGUGGAAAAAGGAGCACAAGAUGGCUUCGAUGAACAUUGUCCCAUAUCACAUGACGCCGUACGGUCACCCUUAUCAGUUUGAUAUUCAUCCGUCACAAUUUGCACAUUUGAGUGCAUAGGACGCGUGGCACUUUUCGGGUACUGGUUAGAGGCUCAACCAGCUCUAUCAGGAACAAUAUCAGGGAUAUCAGAAUAAUCAGGAUAGUGUCUUGUUCGGUGGGAACACAACACCAUCUGAUUCAACCAAGUAUAACCAAGAGUUUUGAUUUUCCCCGGACUAGUACGAGAAUUCCCUUCUUGAUGGCUAGCGGCCGAGGAUUGGCAAAACUUCGCUUAAGUAGAAUUAUGUAAAUCACGAUGAUAUCCCUGGUAGAAACUGAUGUGCGCUGCUGUUGAGAUAUCCAUCAAACUUGAAGUUGUACCAUCCUUUCUUCGAUUUUAUCUUCAUACUCAACUUUAAGUUAUUUUAUACAUUGAACAAUAACCAAUACGCUGUAAAUAGGUGAUAACUUCGAAGAAAGUAUCUUAAUCUUCUCUAAUCAGUAUUCGAAAAGCAAGCUUCGCGUUAAGUGAGGCCCUCUAAUAGUAUGUAAGGCAUCAAAGUGUUAUAUUUCUCUUUUCCAUGAUUUGGCUUCAGCUUGAAUCGUUUCAGCACUCAACUUGCAUGCAAGUUGCUUGCCGAGAUUCAUAGUGAAGACACUGACAUUGAAAUAUUUCAAUGGAAUUGUGGAAAAGAUACUCUCGUACUUGUUUCAAAAUUAGCGAUUGUCAGUUUUUGUUGAUAUUUUUUGUAUUCAUGUGAAUGUAAAGGCGCUUGGUUAAAUUGAUAAUUUUACUAGAUUGUGUGAAGUUGUUCGACUAUAUUGUGUAUAAUGUCGAGUUAAUAUAUUUAAAAAAAAAGAUCUGCUCCUAAUUAUCAAUUCAACGAUACGCCUACAGAUUUGUCCUUUGUGUUGAUUUUGAACACCAUUGUGAAGAAUAAAAGAAUUAAGAGUCUAUAAUUUGUAAUUGGCAUAAUCGAACAAAAUGAUAUUGGUCUGAGAUAUUAAAAGCAUAGCAUUAUUUGUACGAUCAGUAGAAUUUAAGAAGUAAGCACACAUUGUAAAUAUAAUACAAUAGAAAACUUUAAUUUAUUAAAAUGCUUUAGAAAUAUUAUGAGGUAAUUUUAAGUAGUUAAAUAACAUCAACCAACGAAGAUGCAAUAUUCAGAUUUUAUUACACGAACAAAAACUUUUUUCACGUUAACAUUUAAAAAAAAACUUCGUUUACGUUUCGUUUAGUUUCGUUUUAGUUGUUUUUUUCUUUUGUUUUCAAAACAAGUACGCUAAUCAAAAAUGCGCUCCAGGAAAAUUUCAAGCAAAUUCGGAUUACACAGGGAUUAUUUGAAAGCAGCAUUCUUCUGUGCUUUGAAACGUACAUUUUUUGAUUCGACCAUUCUCCUGAAAAUGGUACAUCAGGAGUGCAUGAUAAAAAAAGAAAAUUGAUUGUAAUUAUCGCUAAAUAGAAUUUAAAGAAUAAACUUUUGAGUUGAAUCGCAUUAAGGAGUUAUUAGCCAGAAAAUAAAUCAUGAAAUUUUAUGCAUUCCGAGAUGACACUAUUUUACCAGUUUAGAUGAUGAAAACACGUUUUAUAAACUAUGAAGUAUAAACUAUUGGGCUAAACAAACAAAUCAUUUUGUAAAAAAACGCUGUUACGUAAAUACAAUGCCACGUUGACGACCUCCAGUAGCUGUAGUGUAACUAAAUUAAAUUCAGACAUGCCCACUUAGGUUGAAAUGACUAAUUCUCUGAAUAAGCUACAAAUUGUCAUGUACUAUAUAACCAUCAUUUUUUUCCAACGGGUGACAAAACAAAAAGUAGAGCAUUAAACACUGAGUUUUAUUAUUUUUUUCGCAAAAGAAUCCAACAUUUUGCGAUGAUAAGCAACAGGUCGAUUAGUUUUAAUUACACGUCAUUUCAUUAAAAAAUAAAUCGAAUUGAAACAA